AUGAAUAGGGAGAAGUUGAUGAAGAUGGCUAACACUGUCCGCACUGGCGGAAAGGGUACAGUAAGAAGGAAGAAGAAGGCUGUGCACAAGACCAAUACAACUGAUGACAAGAAGCUUCAGAGCACCUUGAAGAGAAUUGGAGUUAACUCCAUUCCUGCUAUUGAAGAAGUUAACAUCUUUAAGGAUGAUGUUGUUAUUCAGUUCACCAACCCUAAGGUUCAAGCUUCAAUUGCUGCAAACACAUGGGUUGUUAGCGGUUCUCCUCAGACCAAAAAAUUGGAAGAUAUCCUUCCUCAGAUCCUCAGCCAACUCGGACCAGACAACAUGGACAAUCUGAGGAAGCUAGCAGAGCAGCUUAAGAAGCAACCUCCUGGCGAAGGUAAUGCCUCAGCAACCAUUCAAGAGGAGGAUGACGAUGAUGUCCCAGAACUUGUAGCUGGUGAAACAUUCGAAGCUGCUGCUGCUGAAGAGAAAGUUGCUGCUGCUGCCUCUUCCUAG
Molecule: messenger RNA, 498 nt
Organism: Eruca vesicaria subsp. sativa (arugula)
Lineage: Eukaryota; Viridiplantae; Streptophyta; Magnoliopsida; Brassicales; Brassicaceae
Source: the annotation of a GenBank genome assembly